UUAUAUCUAAAAAUGGAGAGUACUUCACCAGUUCCUAUGGUAGGGUUCGGAACAUGGAAAAUGGAAAACACAGAUAAUUUAUACAAAGCUGUUGUAGAAUUAGGGUAUCGUCAUAUUCUCACUGGUCAUUACUACGAAAAUGAAGAUAUGAUUGGACAAGCGCUAACCAAAAUUUUUGAAGAAACUGAUAUCAAGAGGGAAGAUCUGUUUAUAUCAUACAAAUUAUGGGGAACACAAAUGAAAGAUGUAGAAGGGGCCCUUACAAAUUGACUUGAGAAGUUCAAUAUAGACUAUCUUGAUCUUUAUAUGGUUCAUUUCCCUGUUGCAUAUGAAUUAGAUGAAGAAUCUAACCCAAAGCAGGUUAAAAUACCUAUUCAUAAAGUAUGGGAAAAUAUGGAGUUAAUGGUAGAAAAGGGACUCACUAAGCAGAUCGGUGUAUCUAAUUUUAAUGUUCAAUCUUUGUUAGAUAUGAUGACAUAUGCUAAAAUUAUUCCUCAAUUCAAUGAAAUUGAGCUUCAUCCUUAUCUCACUCAAGAGGCAAUGCUAAGAUUUUUAAAGAAAUAUAAAAUAACUCCUAUUGGAUACUGUGCUCUUGGAAGAAGCGAUCCAGAGAAAGGAAUUAAUUGAGAAGAAACCAUUACAGAGAUAGCAACGAAGUAUGGUAAAACAAAUGCACAAAUUGCAAUGAGGUGGGGAAUUCAAAGAGGAUAUCCAGUAAUCUCUAAAAGUUCUAACUUUGAAAGACUAAAGCUAAAUAUUGAUGUUUUUGAUUUUGAACUUACUGAUGAGGAAAUGAAAACAAUUUCAUCAUUGAAUAAAAACGAAAGAGUUGUAAGAGGAGAGAAUUUAGAAAAUUGUCUUUAUGAUGAAAUCUUUGCUUAACUUACCAAAAAACUGUGUCUAAAAUUUCGAAUCCAAAAAAUAAUUUUCAACAUAAAUC
Molecule: messenger RNA, 940 nt
Organism: Moneuplotes crassus
Lineage: Eukaryota; Ciliophora; Spirotrichea; Euplotida; Euplotidae
Source: the annotation of a GenBank genome assembly